UUUAACAUUGUAAUACUUUAGGUAACAUUUAUAGUUUGUAUAAAUAAAGUGCAUCUGCACAUGAGUAAAUUGUGCGUCUUAUUUCGCUCCCUAUAUAAAGCACCAGUUUACCGUGAUGAGAGAAACGGAGCUUUUCGAAACUCCGAGUUAAUGGAAUCAAUUGCAUCACAAAAUGAUUCAGUGAUUCGAAGCGUUCGAAUCAGCGCACGCUGACCAACUCCUGCUGAUCAAAACAGUGUAAAUGCAACGAGAACACAAGAACAAACGUGUAAAGACAACAAAAGACCUGCACAUGUUUUCAUGGAAGUGGAAUCAGAAGCUUAAGACCAUUCACUGACUCCCUUACCAGUGGAAGCUGAUUGAGACACACCAAGAGAUUUAGUUUGGAUUUAUUUUUCUUUCUGUUAAUUAUUCUGAUCUUAAACAGGACAAAGUACCCAAACACACAGAAAAACUCCUGCUGGAGCAACUGAGAUCCACUUGACACUAUUAUAAAGAUGGUGUUUAUUAAAGAGGAGAGCGAAGACAUGAAGAUUGAAGAAGCAUUCAAACAUGAAGAAACUGAGGAAAAACAUGAAGAAACUGAGGAACAAACAGAAUUUAUGUCACUAAAAAAGGAGAUUCAAGAAUUUGAUGAAAAGGAAGAUAAAGAUCAUGAUUUUAUAACUGGAGAAAUGCCAUUUAGGUGCUCACAGACUGAAAAGACAGAAAUAAGAGCUCAUAAGACUGCAAAAAGAGGUUAUUUCACCUGCCAACAGUGUGGAAAGUGUUUCAAAAGAUCUGGAAACCUUAAUUCCCACAUGAGAAUUCACACUGGAGAAAAGCCUUACACAUUCCUUCAAUGUGGAUUAAGUUUCACUCUUAAAGAAACUUUAAGAAUGCACAUGAAAGUUCACACCGGAGAAAAGCCUUUCACCUGCAAACUGUGUGGAAAGAGCUUCAAUCGAAAAUCAAGCCUUAGAAACCACUUGAAAAUUCACAGUGAAGAGAAGCCAUACACAUGCUCUCAAUGUGGAAAACGUUUUACACAUAAACAACAUCUUGAUGUCCACAUGAGAAUUCACACUGGAGAGAGUCCCUUUACCUGCCAACAGUGUGGAAAAAGUUUCACUCAAAAAGGAACCCUUAACAGGCACAUGGGAAUUCACACUGGGAAGAAGCCUUUUUCCUGCCAACUGUGUAGAAGAAGCUUCACUCGUAAAAUAGUUCUUGAAAGGCACGUUAGAAUUCAUACUGGAGAAAAGCCUUACACCUGCGGUCAGUGUGGGAAAAGUUUCUGUCAACAUGGAAACCUCAUAGUCCACAUGAGAAUACACAAUGGAGAAAAUCCCUUCAUCUGCCAUCAAUGUGGAAGAAGUUUCAAUCAUAAAGGAAGCCAUAACAGGCACAUGAGAACUCACACUGGAGAGAGGCCUUAAACCUGCCCCCAUUGUGGAAAAAGUUUUGACCGACAUGAAAACCUUAAAGUCCAUAUGAAAAUUCACCGUCCAGUUUAAAGGCUUUUUUUCCUGGAUGUAUUGUAAUAACACUAACUGCACCGUGGUUUAGCAUAAAUCCCUGCUGAAAAAAACCCCAGCUUGAACCAGCCUAGGCUGGUUGACUGGUAGCUGUUUUAAGCUGGAAGUUGCAGCUAAGACCAGCCUGAAGUUGGCCAAAACCCCUCUAAAACCAGCCUGCUGACUAGCUAAGCCCAGCCUGGAUGAGCAGUGAAAACCAGCCAGCCAGCUUAAGCUGGUUUUAGCUAGUUUUUUCCGCAGGGAUAUGAAAUGUAAAUAGAACUUUAUUAUAUUAAUGUAGUCAUGUAUUACUGCAUUAAAGAGGUUCUUUCACCACUUGUUAACACUCCAAUCCAUCUCAGAUCCCUCAGAAGUGAAUUGAACCGAGACCAACUCAGGAGGUGAUCUUUCAUUUGAAGGUACGGUUCGCUAAAAACGUGCAUUGUAAACAUUGGUCAUCAAAUGUCUCCAUAGAAAUCAGCUGUUCAAAAUGGCUGCUGCUUCUGGCAGAUUUGAACAAAUUAUUCACUCACAACGUACUCUCAAAACUGUAAGAGAGACGCAGAUGUGUGCCUUUCAGUUUCAACUUUUUAGAGAUUUAUUUUUGGUGUUUUUGCCUUUAUUUGAUAGGACAGUAGUUAAAGGAGAAGUCCACUUUCAAAACAAAGAUUCACAUAUAAUGUUCUCACCCCCUUGUCAUCCAAGAUGUUCAUGUCUUUCUGUCUUCAGUCGUAAAGAAAUUAUGUUUUUUGAGGCAAACAUUUCAGCAUUUUUCACCAUAUAAUGGACUGAUAUGGUGCCCUGAUUUUGAACUUCCAAAAUGCAGUUUAAAUGCGACUUCAAACGAUCCCACAUGCGGUUGUAAACAAUCCCAGUCAACGAAGAAGGGUCUUAUCUAGUGAAACGAUAUAAUACAAUUUAUAUACUCUUUAAUGUCAAACACUCGUCUUUUUUUUUUU
Labeo rohita (rohu) is the source of this 2455-nucleotide messenger RNA. Its product is annotated as gastrula zinc finger protein XlCGF8.2DB. The record is from RefSeq and is a predicted model, not a curated record. The coding region runs from base 498 to 1418 and encodes 306 amino acids. The transcript is spliced from 3 exons. Gene Ontology annotation, molecular function: DNA-binding transcription factor activity; RNA polymerase II cis-regulatory region sequence-specific DNA binding. NCBI's taxonomy places the organism in Eukaryota, Metazoa, Chordata, Actinopteri, Cypriniformes, Cyprinidae. Gene Ontology annotation, biological process: regulation of transcription by RNA polymerase II.